AACAAAAUGGCGGCGGUUUGUUGGUAAACAAGUGUUACAAGUGCGUCCCUGCCAGAAAAUGCAGACGCCAGAACUAUGUCGGACUGCAAGGCUCCAGAUCCAAGCGUCUUCAGUUAGAUGACAUCCUUGUACAUCUACAGAGUCGUUUAGAAGCGAAUUUAAGGCGUUCUUCGUCGAAAAAAAAUGAGCGGAGACCGAGGGAGUAGUCUACCGUGGAGUUGGCAGCAGGUGUCCAGCUGCCCCCUAGCGGCUAGGGUGUCGCACACUUGUAACGUGGUUCGUGGCCGGCUGGUGAUUUUUGGCGGCACCUCCGUGGCGCAGUCAAAAGAACCCCUCAACGAUGUGGUCCUGUUUGACCCGGUAGCAGGGUGGGAGAAAGUCAGAUGUAAGAACGAAGGUCCUGCCAGAAGUCAUCACGCUGCAGUCACCAUCUCAGAUCGCUACGUCUGCGUUGUCGGCGGCUGGGACGGUAAACAGCGCACCUCCGCAGUUUCCGUACUCGACACGGACUCCCUGACCUGGUCCGACCUCCGACCCGGCCCAGGGAAUGACCCUCCUGUCGGACUCAGCAGCCACACGUGUACCAAGCUGUCGGACACGGAGAUGCUUGUGGUCGGGCGCGAGGGCGGAGUUAGGAUGCAGCGCCGCUUCGGGAGUGUGUUUCACCUCAAGGUGGACGUGGAGAAAGGACGUUACGAGUACCGGGAGGCGGCGUAUCACGCCUCAUCGCGAGCGGGGCACACGGCGAGCGUCAUUAAGGUACCUGGGGAGAAAAACUGUGCCCUGAUGGUGUUCGGGGGAAGGGACUCGGGGGACUACGAAAUCAUCGGAACCUGGAAACCAAGCAAAAUACAGGUCGAAGAUUCCAGGUGUUCAGAUUUGGAAGCCGGCUUCACCAAGUUAGUAGAACAGGGCGUGGCCAAGAAACAGGUGCCAAAAGGAGUCCACCACCACACGGCUUCUACCAUUGGUCGAUAUGUCGUGUUCUACGGUGGCGAAUGUUUCGCCCGCGCGAGGGAUACCGUUUGCGACGAUAUAUUCCUCUUCGACGUUGGAGGCAAGCAUGGUGUCUGGUAUCACCUCAAGCCGUGGAACGAGAAAAACUCGCUAAAGAGGUCUGGUCACGUAGCGUGCAGUCUAAAUGGACAGUUGUUGGUAGUUGGGGGCGUAGGGCCAGAUGCUAAAACUCCAUGUGGGGAUAUCUAUGCACUAAAGAUAAAUUAGACUUGUAUUAUUUGCCCCUUUUCUGCAAAUUUGAACAGUGAAAAGUACUACAGGGCUUCCUCAGAGAUUCAAAAUGCAUGUACUGUUAGCUAGGAAAUAUUUGUGGCAGUUUUGUGUGAUCCCUCAUGACACAAUACUAUAAAAGUACUGUUUCCCCCUCCUAUUGCAAAAAUCAAAUUGACAGUAUCUUAGUCUUCCGUGCCAGAACACCAAUAAGCUUGUUUGCAGAUGAACAGUUGUUCAAGAAUUUACUGUUGAAAUAUAUAUUUGUGUUGAAGGAAGAUGUCAUUUUUUUAAAUCCUAUUUUUACUGUAAAAGUAUGUUCAUCUUUGCUCUUACAAACUAUGUGUUGAGUUUCUUCUUGAUUUCUGACUGAUAUACAGGAUUUACUUGACAUAAACAGAUGGAAACAAACCUACCCUUGGUCUGUGU
Molecule: messenger RNA, 1656 nt
Organism: Branchiostoma belcheri (Belcher's lancelet)
Lineage: Eukaryota; Metazoa; Chordata; Leptocardii; Amphioxiformes; Branchiostomatidae
Product: kelch domain-containing protein 9-like
Exons: 5
Coding region: 184-1224 (346 amino acids)
Molecular function (GO): cyclin binding
Source: RefSeq, a predicted model, not a curated record